This is a messenger RNA of Gongylonema pulchrum, 423 nucleotides long. The record is from the annotation of a GenBank genome assembly. NCBI's taxonomy places the organism in Eukaryota, Metazoa, Nematoda, Chromadorea, Rhabditida, Gongylonematidae.
AUGCUGUUGGAGUGUAAAGAGGUGGAUGCUGCAGUUUUUAUGUUCCGAAAAAUAGCUUUUAGGCCCACAUCCUCUUUGACUGCGAAAUAUGAUGCACUUGCCGCUGGUUUUGGUGAACCUGAAGACCUGAUUAUGAUUCCGAAUAAGGGUGAGCUUUUUGAAAUCGGCAAUUUCAUUCGCUUCUACAACGACAAUGGUCAUAUUGUGUCGCCGAUCCGAAUAGAUGAUUUAUUUCCGGUGCGCAUCGCGGGCAGAAAUUUACAGGUUUAUGCUCCGGUGGUUUUUCCACCAGUUCGACUUGGCGGUGAGACAGCGGCUGAAAUACUUCCAUGGUCACCAGAUUUUGGCUAUAUUACGUGUUUCAAGUCGUUUUCCGUUGUACCUUGCCGCAACUACAUGUACAGGGCUUGGUUUGAACGGUAA